CUAUCGUUGAAUAAAAUUACCCUGAUUAUCAGUCUAAUCUUUUCCAAUCUGUCAACAAGAAUUAUAUUAUUCAGUCACGUAAGGAUACCUGUCCUAAAACUCACCAGACGCCUGUAGCAAUGGCUGAGGCCGAUCAGGAAAACAAUCCUGCUAAGCCAGACAGCGCUGACGAGGACACAGAUGAAGAGAGCGAAGUGCUUGAAGAAAGUCCAUGUGGAAGAUGGCAGAAGAGGAGGGAGGAGGUUGAGCAAAGAGAUGUACCAGGCAUUGAUAGUGCCUUUCUUGCUAUGGAUACAGAAGAGGGUAUGGAAGUGGUUUGGAAUGAGGUGUAUUUUUCAGAGAACAGAAAUAGAAAAGCUCAGCAUAUAGAAGGGGAGGAAAAGAUUCGUCAAGUGUUUGACAACCUGAUACAACUGGACCAUCCAAACAUUGUGAAAUUCCACAAGUACUGGACUGAUACAAGUGGUGAUAAACCUAGGGUGAUAUUUAUAACUGAGUAUAUGUCAUCUGGUUCUCUCAAACAAUUCCUGAAGAAAACAAAGAAAAAUAACAAAACAUUCCAGUUAAAGGCUUGGAAAAGAUGGAGUACACAGAUACUUUCUGCUCUAAGUUAUCUACAUUCAUGUAAGCCGCCUGUGAUACAUGGCAAUCUGACCUGUGAUACUAUAUUUAUACAGCAUAAUGGACUCAUUAAAAUUGGAUCUGUUGCCCCAGAUGCAAUGCACCAUGUGAAAACAUACAGAGAUGAUCUGAAAAACAUGCACUGUGUUGCACCGGAAUAUGGAUCUGGAAGAGUUACCACUGCUGUAGAUAUCUACUCAUUUGGAAUGUGUGCUCUAGAGAUGGCUGCCCUUGGUAUCCAAGGAAAUGGAGAGAGUGGAAAUGUGAUCACAAUGGAAGCCAUAGAUAAAACACUCCAGUCAAUAGAAAAUCCUCUGCAGAGGGAUUUCCUAGAGAAAUGUUUAGAGAAAGAUCCAGAGAAACGACCUACUGCCAGAGAUCUGCUAUUCCAUUCUGUUCUGUUUGAAGUCCAUUCAUUAACAUUACUUGCUGCUCAUGCCAUUGUAAAUAAUGCACAACUAGUAGAAAAUAUAGCUGAAGAUACCCAUAUAUUGAAGUCAGAACCGAAAAAAGUGAUAGCUGAAAUUAAAUACAGUGGAGACCAGGAACCAACUUUAAUGAGAUUCUCUCAAGUGCAAGGGUUAGAACUAGAAAAAUUCUUAGAAGAUGUCAGGAAUGGCAUUUAUCCACUCACAGCAUUUGACUUGCCACAGCCACCAAACACCCGACAAAGGCCCAUAACUCCAGAAACAACAGAACAGGAGAAGACAGAAACACCAGAACCCAUGGACGUAGAGUCACGGCGCGUUACAAACAUGACAUGUCAAAUCAAGCGUUUACAAGAAAACAUGUCGUACCAUCUGGUUCUUAUCCUUCGUAUGGAUGAUAAAAUGAAUCGUCAGCUAGAGUGUGAUUUUGGAACGGAAGAUAAUGCCUCCAUCCUAGCAGAAGAACUAGUUCAUUAUGGAUUUAUUAAUGAGCAAGACAAGGAUAACCUAUCUGUCUUCCUGACGGACCACCUGCGAGAUGCCGCACUGGUAAAUGGAGUUCCAGAAGACAUUACACCACAAGUGCCUAUCUCUGUCUCUUGAAAAUUUAUAGCCAAUGAAAUCAUUAGGCCAAUCAUAUCUUGUGUCACAGCUUGGUGUGUAGAGGAGGAACUUCUGAUCAGAGCAGUCAAAGAGCUUGUCUCAUUUUAUCUACAUUUUUCUUGUCAUAAAAGUAUUUCAGAAUUCAUAUUCUGGUCAUGAACAUGUUUGUAUAUGACGCAAAAAUUUCCGUACUCAACAAUGAAGAGGCUAUGUACAGUUUUAGGUGAAAGUCUGAGCUUACAUUUACUUCUUACUCAUGAUAAUGUAUCUGAGUUUAGAGACCAGUGUUUCAGAUUGGUUAUUUUCAAGAUCCAGGUCAAAAUCGACCAGAUAGUUUUGAGACUGGUACUCGAAGUCAGCUUUAUAACUUGGUACCUAGUAUAGAAUUCUAGAUACCUGAUAUGCGAAUAAUUUAGCAGGAUAACAACCUGUCCUAUAUAGACCGGACAUUUCAGGAACUUUGUAGAUAUCCAUGAGAAGAUUCAUGAAUGAUAUAGCGAAAUAUAACAGUAUAUCCAUUAAUAUAGUAAAGAUGGUUAUUUCUGAGUCUUAACAGAAAAGUUUUGUGUUGCUGUCUUUAAAGUGUCAUAGAUUUUUGCCAUAUAUUGUGAUUGAAAAGCUCAUUUUGUAGAAGCAUUUUUUUUGUUUUUGUUUAUAAAGUGUGUAAUUUUUGGCCAAAGAUUAAAAGAAACAACAUGUUUAUAACUGCAACUGAAAAUAACUCAUUUAUUUGCUUACCAUAAUAAACUACUUAUGAUCAGUACAGGUGGUAUUUCAGUAUAUAGUGCAAUUUGUAACUCUUGUAAGUGCUUGUUUUUAUGCCCCCGAAGGGAGGCAUAUAGUUUUUGAACCGUCUGUCGGUCUGUCCGCAAUUUUCGUGUCCUGUCCAUAUCUUUGUCAUCGAUGAAUGGAUUUUCAAAUAACUUGGCAUGAAUGUUUACCACAGUAAGACGACGUGUCGCGCGCAAGACCCAGGUCUGUAGCUCAAAGGUCAAGGUCACACUUAGACAUUAAAGGAUAGUGCAUUGAUGGGCGUGUCCGGUCCAUAUCUUUGUCAUUGAUGGAUGGAUUUUCAAAUAACUUGGCAUGAAUGUGUACCACAGUAAGACGACGUGUCGCGCGCAAGACCCAGGUCCGUAGCUCAAAGGUCAAGGUCACACUUAGACAUUAAAAGAUAGUGCAUUGAUGGGCGUGUCCGGUCCGUAUCUUUGUCAUCCAUGGAUGGAUUUUCAAAUAACUUGGCAUGAAUGUGUACCACAGUAAGACGACGUGUCGCAAGCAAGACCCAGGUCUGUAGCUCAAAGGUCAAGGUCACACUUAGACGUUAAAGGUCAUUUUUCAUGAUAGUGCAUUGAUGGGCGUGUCCGGUCCAUAUCUUUGUCAUUCAUGCAUGGAUUUUAAAAUAACUACGCAUGAAUGUGUGACACAGUAAGACGACGUGUCGCGCGUAAGACCCAGUUCCGUAGGUCAAAGGUCCUAAACUCUAACAUCGGCCAUAACUAUAUAUUCAUUCAUAAGUGCCAUUGGGGGCAUGUGUCAUCCUAUGGAGACAGCUCUUGUUAAUUCUACUUUUGAAUCUGUGAAAAAAAUUAAAUGUUUGUUAUAUGAAUUGUGCUGCAAAUACAUGUCUGCAACUUGUUGUUUUGCACACUGCAGAAAGAACCAGAUAUAUCAUAUGUAACUGUUAGAAGUUAUAACAGGAUGUCUUGAAUAUACAGUUAAACUUGUCUACAGUUUAAUUGAAGCAGUUUCUCUUGAAUGUACAUUCAAACCUCUAUAAAGACCCCCAAUUUUUCAAUUGUCUCUUGAAUGUACAGCCAAACCAAUGUAUAGAUACCACCUGUUCAGUUGUAGCAGUUUCUCUUGAAUGUAUAGUCAAAACUGCUAUUAAUGGAGCAAAGUUUCAAUCUGUCAUGAUUCUAACAAUUUGGCUUAUAUUUCAAAUUGCUGGAGUGUACUAACAUGUAUGCUGAGUCCUUCACAUGAUGUUCACAUGUAUGGGUUAAAUUAUAUUCACAAAUAUAUGUCAGAUUGUACCAGAGCUACUCUACAGUCCAACUAUUUGUUGAGGGCGAAGAUCUCCAAAAUCUGACUGCAAAUUCAUUAGAGUGGCUACAACAACAAGUUCAACAAGAUUCCUUUCUUGCAAGUGUUUGGUUUGAUUAAGAGUCUGAACUCAUGUUUUCUUUAAACCAGAUUGUCAACACUAUGAAUUAAGAAACAGAUUUUUUUUAAUGUCUUUAUCAAAACACCAAGGCCUUUGCAUUUUCUACCACCAGAUGGUAAAUCAAAGCCUGCCUACUUAAUUCAACAGGGAGAGUGCAGAUCUAUGGACCACAGAGGUUGUGCAUUUGAUCCCCGAGCGAGGCAUAUGUUCUCCGUGACAAUUUGAUCAAAGUUUUUGGGUCUGUAAUCAUUUGUUGUCCACAUCUGAUUCAUGUGGGAAGUUGGCAGUUACUUUCUGAGGACACGUUUGUACUGGUAAAGAAUCCAGGAACACUGGUUACAUUAACUGCCUGCUGUCAUAUAACUGAAAUCCUGUUGAAAAAUGGUAUUUAACCCAAAACAAACAAGGAGGCCUUGUUUAUUUUUAUUCUAACAUGUCCAGACAAUAAAAAUUAUGCUAAACUUCUUUCAUCCUUGUAAUGAAACAGACAACAGGCUGUUUCACAUUGUAUUUAACAUCAUAAUGUUCUCUAACUAGUCCUUAAUAUCAACCAUUGUUUAUCACAAAAUAUAGAAUGUUUGACUACCUUUGUUGAUAUGACAGAAAAACUAAACCAUGUUAGAUGUAGCAGAUAGAAUGGAUUAUGAGAUCUAUGACUUAGUUUUACAAGAAGCCAUGUAUUGGACUACUCUCUGAGCUCGUGUUCUGUUAUCUCUCUCGUAUUAAAUUGCUCAGUGGAACUGACGUUUGUAGUAGCUUUGUGCUCCUUUCUGAAUUUGAGUUAAUAAAAAGUAGUUACAAAUUGAUAGAACAUAGAUGUACAUAAUUUAUGUUGAAUAGUGUUGUAUUAGUACAAAUAUAACAGUAUUAAUCAGUCAUGUAUUUUGCAUUAUUUGUUUUGUUUAUUUUAAUUUUUGUGCAAUAUAUAUACAUUCUUUUAUAUUCAAAUUUAUAUAACAAGUUAAUUUAAAGGAAGAGUGGAAAACUCACAAUAUACACCUUUCACAGCAGAUUACUUUUGACUCCUAGAAUACUUUACUUAUAUUGAGCAGACUAAAUGUCAGUUUUCUCAAUUUCAACAAAUCAAUUGGUCAUAACUCCAGAGCAACAAAGACUAUCCACCUGGUUAUCUAACUUUGCCGAGAUAUUAUGCACAUAAACAUUCUGACCAAGUUUGGAGAACAUUGGAUAAAAACUGCUUAAGUUAUAAAGUGGAUACGGUCGAGUUUUGCAAUUUCAAGUAAUGCAAGAACCAUAACUCAAGAAUGACUGGGAGUAUCCAGAUUGUUAUCAAAGUUUUCCGGAAUAGUAUGCCCAUAAACAUUGUGGUCAAGCAUGCUGAAAAUUGGAUAAAAACUACAUAGAGAGCAUACAAUGUCAGUUAUGGCAGUUUUUAGUUAUUUAAGGGCCAUAACUCCAGUACCUCUUGGACAAUCCAGCUGAGUAUUGAACAUAGUUAAGUUCAAUUACUUACUUAAGUAAUUAAGUAAGUAUAAUUACUUAGGUAAUAUGCCCAUAAAUACUGUGACUUAGUUGAAGGGGUUGGCACUGGAUAAGAACUGCUCAAGUUUGAGAGCGGAUAAUUUUAGUGUAUGCUACCUAAUUGCCGCCUGCUGCCAAGUCACCGCCCCACCUGCCAGCUGCAGGUGUUCACAUUAUACCGGGGCGUAUAAAAACUGUAUAAAAUACACAAAAAAAAUUAGUUUUGUAUACAACAGUGUUUUACUCGGUAUGCUCAAGACAUUUUGCAUAAAUAACAAACAUUAAAGGAAAAGGUGCUUAAGAAUUUAUAUCCAUGCUACAAAUUAUCCAUGGGCCUCCAUGAUAAGAGUAGUUCAGGUUGCUGACUUUGAAUCAGUUGCCCCUUAAAACCAGUGUGGGUUCGAAACCUUGCUUAGGAUGUAGAAUUCUUUAUGUAAGGAAGCUAUCCAGCUGGCCUAGGGAAGAUUGGUAGUUCUACCCUGGUGUCCGCCCGUGAUGAAAUGCCCGGAGAAGUACCUAGGGCCUUCCUCUAUUAUCAAAAGCCAGAAAGUUGCCAUACGACCUUUAAUUGUGUCAGUGUAACAGCAAAACAAAAUAUCCACAGUAAUUAUAUUUUCUCACUUUUUUAAAUAAAUUUUAAAUACAAAUAAGUUGUGUUACAUCUCCUUUAUGUAUUUUUUUUAAAACUUAAAGUGCUAUGUUUUGUACAUUUUUUUUCUUUAGUUUAUAUUACCUAAGAAUUGUAGAAAAUAUUUAUGUAAGUUUACUGUUAGAUUUUUGGACCAUACUUCAUAUACUUCAAUAUACUGGUAUCAUAUGUUUGUUAGACAAAAUAUGAAGAUGCUUUUGAAGGUGAGAACUUAUUGUUAUUACAUUUCAGUAUCCUAGUGACAUAGAAUGUUUAAAUGCUGAGUAACACUUGCCAAAAUUAAAAGAAAGAUAAUUUCAUUUAAAAUUAUGAACAGAUUUGGUGUCUGUUAAGUUUCAGCAUAAACAAAUGUAUUUGAAUUGAUUGUAGAGAACAUUCUCGUAAGUUAUGUUUAUACUGCUCGAUGAUUGCUUUCUGGAGUUUUGGCAAGAUUUCAUACCUUAAGAAACUGCAGCUAAAUGUCACUGUCCUUGAACCUGUGACAUCCAGAUCUAUUGUCUGACACUACCCCGUUCUGCUGUGCCUCAUUUUUUGGUUUUCUUAGUGCUACUUGUUAUAUAUUUUAUUGAUGUUUUGUUUGCAAGAUUCUAUAAACACAUUCUUGUCUGUAAGAAUAAAUUUAUUUGUAUAGAAUUGAAGUAAGAACUAGCUCUUCAUUUGGAAGGAAGAUUCAGAUAUUUUUUAGAUAACAGAUCACGUAUUUGUACUUUUGUACCCAGUUCAUUAAAAUAAGCCACAGAAACCAGUAAGGUAGUUCUGCAUGUUUGAUAAACUGGAAGUAAAGGCAUAAAGUUAUUUAUCCAGAUAAUGUAGAAUAAAGCCAGAAACAAAAAUCAUUUUAUAUAUAAAUGGCAACCAGUGAGUAAAAUCAUAAAAAAAACAGUAAUGUUACUAUCUUUCUAGAGAUCAAAAAAGAUAUUAAAAAGUUUGACAUGUUAAAUAAUUAAUUCCAAUUAAUGCCUCAAAAUUAGCUUAAAAUGUGUGAAUCUCUUAAAUCAUGGUCAAAUAUUUUAAAACAAGCACAUAGACCUAUACAUUUUUUUCCACCAUAUUAUAGACAUGUUAAUUUAUAAUAGUGAGAAGUUUCAUAAAAAUCUACCUUGUAGAAAAAAAUUCUAUUUGCAGAAAUGCCAUCAAAAUUGUGAUUUCCCCAUAUUUGUGACUCACAAUAUGAAAACUUGUGUGGGGCCCAAAUAUUUCAAAUCAAUCUAAAAUUGAAUCAAAUACGUGACCCACUUUCUUUUUUUGUAUACCUAAUUUCGAAGUACAUAAUGAAGUUUUGAAAAAUUAGGGUUAAAUCAAAUUCUACAUUGAAAAAAAAAUAUCCAAAGGUGCAGAACUACCUUAAUUUAGGUAAACAGAGGAAACAAGUUUGCUGAAGAAAAUGAAAGAUACCUGUUUAUUAAAGGAAACAAACGGAAACCAUUUAGUUAAUGACAACAAAAGAAAUCAUUUAAUUACACAAUAUUAAUGGUUUUAUAGCUCGAUGAUUUUCCUUUUUCCAUCUAUUGAAUCAUACAAUUAUAUCACAAAUCAAUUCAAGAAAAAAAAAAACUUGUAUAGAUCCAUGCCUGAUAUUGUCUGUUGGCUUUUCAGAUUGUUCUGUUAAAAAUCAAUAUUUUUGUUGUCUUUUGCUUUAAUUAAGGUUAUUUUAGUUUAUAUUUCACAAUAAUACAGUAUAAUUUAACAUAUAUGAAUACUGUAAUGUACACGACCUUAAAAAUACAUGAAAAAUCUGUACGGGAAAAUAUACUUAUAUCUCCCUUUAACGUAGUGUAAUACAUUCAGUGAAAUUUUACUUGCUAAAAUCUUCAAAAGAUUUGUAUCUAGAAAGUAUGUAUACCUAUACAUUUUUUGGGAAAAAAAUUGAUUUUCAUUAACCCUUAGCCUGCUGGCGGCAAUUGAUUUUGCCUUUGCAACCAGUGCAGGGUCAUCAUGGUCUGCACUGUUCGCUAUUCAGUCAGUAAAUUUUCAGUGAACACCCCUUUAAAUUAUAAGUGAUGCUGCACAACCAGUCCAUUUUAGAAACUUAGCAGGGUAAGGGUUAAAGGUAAUAAAAUGUCUUACAAAUCAUAAAUUUUUGAAGAAGGUUUUUUAGCUAGAGUAAGCUCUCUUAGAGUCUGAUACCAAAAUGUUUCACUGCAUUCUUUACAUUUUCAUACUUGGGGGAAGAUCCCACUUAGCUACCCACUCCCUGUAAGUGUAGCACAGAAUUUUGUUAUCUUUUCUGUGCCUUCAUAUAUGAGGGUUAUAUCCCACGAACAAUACAUAAAGUGUUCAACAAGUGAAACAAAAUGAUUUUUUGAAAAAAAAGUCUGUGACACGGUUCUCUUUAAUUUAAUAACAAAAAGGUACAAACUGUUUAAGAUUAUAGUGAAAUAGAUGAGUUCAUUGAACAUGUUAUGUCAAUUUUAAAAAAAUCCGCUGAAGUUAUAUUUACUUAUUGGGCAUUUAUUGAAUACAUGGUUUAAUGCAAUGCAUGAAACAAAAAUUACAUAAUAAAAUUAUUUUGAAAGUUA
Molecule: messenger RNA, 8469 nt
Organism: Mercenaria mercenaria
Lineage: Eukaryota; Metazoa; Mollusca; Bivalvia; Venerida; Veneridae
Product: nuclear receptor-binding protein-like
Exons: 14
Coding region: 120-1652 (510 amino acids)
Biological process (GO): intracellular signal transduction; endoplasmic reticulum to Golgi vesicle-mediated transport; protein phosphorylation
Cellular component (GO): cytoplasm; endomembrane system
Molecular function (GO): ATP binding; protein serine/threonine kinase activity
Source: RefSeq, a predicted model, not a curated record